GCGACACAGUUCCUCGCGGGGUCGGUCGCUAAGGCAGUUGGUGGAAGUAUCGCUGGUUUACAGCGGGGCUCGCAGUGCACGUUGGGCAGGUUCUGCAGCAUCGCUGGAAAAAACAGUAAUUUACUGAAGCUCUUUAUUACCAACAUUGGACUGCACGUGCAGAUUAAAGUAUGGCAAUGGAGAUCAACUUUCUAAGAGAUCAAAAUCAGAGACUAAAUGCAGCACUCAGACAGCAUCAAGCAGAGAACCUUUUGAGGACUACCUCUGUGCAAAAAAAUGUCGUAAGGGGUGAUGACCCACUGGAACCGUGGCUGACUGACCAAAGCUUACUGUCCCCUCUAAUUGCUGAGUAUGAUAAACAUCUGGAGGAAAUGAGUGAACAGCUGCAGUACUAUCAGACACAGAUGGGUGAGAUGAGACUAAAACUUCAACAAGUCACCAAGGAAAAUGAAAGACUGCAUGAGGAAUUGAAAGACGCUGUUGAGAAGCAGCUGGAGGCCCUUCCUUCUGGCACUCUCUUGGGGAGUGAUGUGUUUGCAGAUGAAGAAAUAGUAAGAAACCUUCAAGAUCAGUUACAACUAGCCAAUCAAGAAAAAGAGCAAGCACUAGAGCUCUGGCAGACAGUAUCACAGGAACUAGAUCAACUCCAGCAGCAGUACCAGGGGCACAUGACUGAAGCACAGAUUCAUGUGGUAGAAAGGCAAAAGCAAAAAGAUCAGUUGGCUGGCUUUCAACAACUGACUGAGCAACUUCGAUUAGCCAAUGAGAAAACAGAGUUGACUAACCAACAAUUUUUGAAAACAGUAACAGAACAGAAUAUGGAACUAGAACAGCUACGCAAACAACUGAGGCAAGCCAAAGUAGAUGUGAGAACAGCAACUGCUAAAGUUGAUGAAAUGACCAAAUUGUUAGUGGACCUUCAAGCCCAGAUGGAGAGAAAGGAAGAAGAUGUAGUAUCUGCUCAGGAGAGAGAGGAAGCAUCAGACAAACGCUUGCAGCAAUUGCAGUCUAGCAUAAAACAAUUGGAGACGAGAUUAUGUGUAGCUGUACAAGAUGCUGAACAGUUGAGAACAGAGAGGACUGCUCUCGAAAAACAAACUAGAGAGCUACAGGCAAAGUGUGCAGAUCUAGAAGAGGAAAAAUAUGAUGCUAUAGUAAAAGUCCGAGACAGCAUGCAACUCUUAGAAGAAGCUAACCUACAAAAAAAUCAGGCCCUGCUCGGAGAGAAGCAAAAAGAAGGGGAGAUAGAAAAUAUGAAAGAAGCAAUUUCUCAGCUUGUACAAGAUGCUGCUGCAAGAACUAGAAAGGAAGUAGAGAAUGCAAGGAAGCAUUACAAUAUACAGAUUUCUCGAUUAACAGAAGAACUUUCUGCUCUUCAAAUGGAAUGUGGAGACAAGCAGAGUCAAAUUGAACGGGCCAUUAGAGAGAAGCGAGCAGUGGAAGAAGAACUUGAGAAAAUUUACCGUGAAGGCAGAGGAAGUGAAUGUGAUUACAGAAAACUGGAGGAACUGCACCAAAGGUGUCUGAUUGCAGAGCGUACAAAAGAUGACCUUCAGCUGUGUCUACAGGCGGCACGAAACAAAAUUAAACAACUGGAAAUGAACUCCGAGGAAGAGAUAUCUCGUUGCCAGGAAAUGGUUUGCAAGCUGCAAAGCAUUCUGGAUUCUGAAAGAGAAAACUCUGGCUCUAUGAGUGAACAAAGACUAAAACUUCAUCAAGAAAAUGAACAGUUGCGUAAAGAAGCAGAGGAUUUGAGGAAACUGGCCAUGGAGGCACAACAAAAAGCUAAAUUAAAGAUAAGCACAAUCGAACAUGAGCAUUCAGUGAAGGAGCAUGGGUUUGAGGUUCGACUGAAAGAGAUGGAAGUCACUAAUCGAAAUUCCACUGUUCAACUGAGACAUCUGUUGGUGGCUCAGCAAAAAGCAACUAACCGGUGGAAGGAAGAAACAAAGAAGCUUACAGAAACUACAGAAACCAGGAUCUGUAAUCUGAAAAGUGAGCUGAGUCGACAGAAACUUCAUACACAAGAGCUGAUUUCUCAGCUGGAAAUGGCAAAUGAAAAGAUAGCUGAGAAUGAAAAAUUAAUGAUGGAGCAUCAAGAAAAAGUCAACAGACUUCAAAGGCGACUAACACAGGCAGAACAGAGGGCAGCUAUGGCAUCUCAACAGCUCAACGUGAUUACUGUGCAGAGGAAAAAAGCUGCCUCCCUGGUGGAUCUAGAAAAUAUUUAA
Messenger RNA from Emys orbicularis (European pond turtle), 2231 nucleotides. It is a transcript of the gene SCLT1, whose product is annotated as sodium channel and clathrin linker 1. Gene Ontology annotation, cellular component: centriole. NCBI's taxonomy places the organism in Eukaryota, Metazoa, Chordata, Testudines, Emydidae. The transcript has 22 exons. Gene Ontology annotation, biological process: cilium assembly; clustering of voltage-gated sodium channels. The coding region runs from base 171 to 2231 and encodes 686 amino acids. The record is from RefSeq and is a predicted model, not a curated record.